UUACGCUUCUCUGGUUGCUAAAUUGGGAAACGGGUUGUUACAUUCAACGUACGAUAGACAGAAUACACAGUAAAAAAUACACAUUUGUACCGUACAGCUGAAUAUUAACGGCAAACAGGAAGUUAACUUUAGUUUUCUGGGUAACAUUUUGUUAACCGACGCUAACUGACGAGGUAGUAACAUGGACUCUGAGUAUAUAAAGAGACAUCUGGGGAAAUGUCUGGCAGACGGACUCGCUGAGGUGGCCGAGCAGCGUCCUGUGAACCCCAUCCUGUAUCUCGCCCACUGGCUCUACAAGUACAACUCAAAUGUUAAGUACGAGACAGAGGCCUCGAUGUUUGCACAACUUUUUUAUUUGCAGAAAAAGGCCAAUUUGGCGCUCCUGCAGCAGGAGCAGGCGAAAGCCAGAGAAGAGGCGUUGCACCAGGAGAAGCUGAGAGAGGAGGAGCGAAAGAUCAGUGAGGCCUUGGAAGAGUCUAAAAAACAGAUCUCUGAGAAGGAUGCUGCACCCGUGUCAGCCACACCAGGGGCUGCUGACGACAACAAACCAGAGACAGAGGAGAAACCAAACACCCCUGAUAAAGAAAAGCAGCAGGACACAGACGAACACCAAACUGAAGAUCAGGAAAGUGUCGCUGAACCGGAGGUGAAGGUCACAGAGAAUGUAACCAGUCCAGAGUCCACCGAGAGAAAACCUUUGGAGGCCAGCACCUCUUCUGUCUCCGAGGUCGUCAGCACUGAGGUCAAGGAGGAGACUACAGAUAGGCCUAUUGGAAAAGACAAAGUGGAGCAGAGGACCGAUCAAAAAGAAGAGAAAACAGAGGCUGAGCUGAGGGGCGAUCAAGAGGAGAAAAUGGAGGCUGAGCCGAGGACUGAUCAAGAGGUGGAGAAAACAGAGGCUGAGCCGAGGAGCGAUCAAGAAGUGGAGAAAACAGAGGCUGAGCCAAGGACUGAUCAAGAGGUGGAGAAAACAGAGGCUGAGCCGAGGAGCGAUCAAGAAGUGGAGAAAACAGAGGCUGAGCCGAGGACGGAUCAAGAAGUGGAGAAAACAGAGGCUGAGCCGAGGAGCGAUCAAGAAGUGGAGAAAACAGAGGCUGAGCCAAGGACUGAUCAAGAGGCGGAGAAAACAGAGGCUGAGCCGAGGACGGAUCAAGAAGUGGAGAAAACAGAGGCUGAGCCGAGGAUCAAUCAAGACGUAGAGAAAACAGAGGCUGAGCCGAGGAUCAAUCAAGACGUAGAGAAAACAGAGGCUGAGCCGAGGAGCGAUCAAGACAUGGAGAAAACAGAGGCUGAGCCAAGGAGCGAUCAAGACAUGGAGAAAACAGAGGCUGAGCUGAGGACCAAUCAGGAAGAAAACAAAAUGGAGGCUGAGCAGACAAGCAAUCAAGUAGAAGAGAAAACAGAGAUGGAGCCCAGUGACAAUCAUGUAGAAGAGAAAACGGCAAACACAAAUCAAAUAGAAGAGAAAGAUGCUGACCGAGAUGAGAAGGUGGUUGAUGAGGCUGACACAGCUGAGACUGAGCAGACUGAACCGUUCCACUCGACCCCCAGUCAAGAUCCUGACAACUUACAGACAGACAAAACUGAAGAGCAACAAGACAAACAAAGCCCUCGUUCCCCUGAUCUUCAAGACACAGAGAAGCAGGUUGAUGAAGAUGAAACUGGUAAGUUGGAGUCGGCACCACAGGGUGAAGGUCUGAAACCAGAGGAGACAUUUUCUACUGAAGAAACUGAGCAGGAGCCACAGAAAUCUGGUUCUCCGCCUCUUCAGAACCAGGACAAGGAGGCGGACGGGCAACACACAAGUGAGACCACUGAUGGCUCGGCUCCAGCUGACAGUGACGCAGUAACAGCAGAGGGGACAGUGUCGAGGGAGAUGCUCGUGACUUUACAAGAGGAGCCUGAAAACUCCUGACACGGAGGACGUCCAGGGCACUUCAAACGUCUCUAACGGGCAGCUAAGCUAGUUAGCUAAAGAAGCUAAUCACACAAUUUCAGCUACUGCGUCGAUAUUUACUGAACUACUCAAAGCUUUUCACUGGUCUGAAGUAUUAACACAUUAUAGUUUAUACAGCACUAUAACGUUCAAACAGAAUAAACACCGACAUAUGUCUUAUUAUUACAACAUUUCUUUCUUUCUCCUGCUAGCCUCUCUGUAACUGCUGCUAGCCUAAGGUUGACCCACACUUCUCGCGAGGUUUCGCCCAACAGCCAAUCACAUCACAGGAAAAGUUUAAUAUCGCAUAAACAACCGACAUACAAUAAAUUCAACCUCAUUCAACACUGCAAAUAAAAGGUGCAGGAAGUGAAUAUGUUAAUUCUAACCACAUCUUAUUUAUACUGAAUAAAAUACAUUUAAUCUGAGCAGAACAUAUAGAGAAUUAGUUGUGUACAAGAAUAAAAAAUAUGAUAUUUAGGAGCAGCCCUAGAGGCUUUAUAUUAAUUUUCACUGAUGAAUUAAUUCUUAAUAAGUGUUGUGCUGCUUUUCAGGAGGAAGAGGAAGGAGAAGGCCACACAUGAUAAUUUCAUAUCUUCAUGUUGUUUGAUGUGCAAAUACAAAUAUGCAAAAAUAAACAUUUAAUAAAUCGCACCAAUAUUUUUAUUUUUGCAUUUGGUUUAUUUCAGUAUUUCUGUGCCUAAACUGUGACGUGUUUCUUUAUGAUUAAUCUCCACCAGAGCAGGCAAGUGGUGAAACUGUGCAGGCUGUGGUAAUGGUUCAUGUGACUUAUUUCCUGCCACUUGUACACAGUUGAAUAAACCCCCCUGGUUUUGGAAAUAAUGUAACCGAUUGCAACACUGUGCUUUUAUUAUGCAAGCGUGCACAUU
Molecule: messenger RNA, 2826 nt
Organism: Epinephelus fuscoguttatus (brown-marbled grouper)
Lineage: Eukaryota; Metazoa; Chordata; Actinopteri; Perciformes; Serranidae
Product: 110 kDa antigen-like
Exons: 8
Coding region: 182-1915 (577 amino acids)
Source: RefSeq, a predicted model, not a curated record